This is a messenger RNA of Seminavis robusta, 4236 nucleotides long. The record is from the annotation of a GenBank genome assembly. Lineage: Eukaryota; Bacillariophyta; Bacillariophyceae; Naviculales; Naviculaceae.
AUGACCUUACCCAACAAGAACGGGGUUGGAAUGACCUUACCUCCCACCAACAAGGAAGGCCAAAGCAAUCCUCUCCUAACCGUGACAGAUGAAGUGGAUGUCGAUUCCUUGAGGAUGGAUCUCGAACAACCCAAAGAGUCACCAACAGAAGGGUUUGCCAUGGCCAGAUCCUCGUCCUUAACCCUUGGCACUGGGGUAUCUACCAUCAUGGAUUCUUUAUCUCCCAAAGAUCUGGCAACAUUGGCAAGCCUGCUCAAGCCACUCCUGAAAAGUCACGAUAAUGAAAGAAAGAGCACCGAUUUGAAACCAUUUCGGACGCACGGGGAGAUAUUUUCGAUCGAAGAUGAGAAUGAAGACAAGGAUAAAGACGAGGCAGAAUGGCACAAUCCCUUUGGAGCAAGCACAUACUCUCUCAUCUAUUUGUGCAGUGUUGAUAGUGUGGCAUUCUGGUAUGCCAUUUUUGUCUAUGUAAUCCAGAUCACUACCAUUCUGCUGACACUGAUUGACAUUGUUGACUGGAGUGGCAAUGGACUCGAUAUGCCACCUAAUGUUGACUUGAUUGUCACAAUUGCUCAAGGUGUCGCCCUUUUCCAGGCCGUAGCUUUCCAAUCAGACCUCCUGGAAGUAGUGGGAAAAUUUAAAGGUGGCUUCCACCCAGAGGUGCUCGAAAGACACCCCGGAGCAACCUACUCUACUUGGCUUCUUUCUUGUAUUGCUCAGCUCAUGGCUGGACUACUCUUACUUUUGACCAUCUACAUCUUGACCAUGCAAGUUGAUAGUGUCUUGGGAAUCAUGCUCAACUUUGCAGCACUGCAUUUCAUGGCAGAUAUCGACAAUGUGGCAUUCGACCUUGCCAAGGCAGGCUUUAUGGGAAACCGGCUUCAGAGUGCUGCCAAUAAUGUUGUCAACUUCCAAGUCCGCAAACCAUCAGGAGAGCAAGGAUUUCUGCAACGUUCUUGGAAGGCGGGGGUCUUCCUUUCGAUUCUUGCAGUUAUGGUGGCUGGAUGGAUUACUAUUGUGGUCUUUCGGACAUCAGGCAAAUACAUGUGCAACACCAUCAUUGUGAAUAUGGGAGAUGAAUUCGUUCCCUCCCUAGGAACCUUCAACGGCCUCUAUGAUUUGGAUUUCUCAACUGGUUCAGGGCUGGAGUGGCGCGCGGAGUAUGCCGAGAGACGCUCUGCAGAGAUUGACACUCCUGGUAGAGGUGUUUUUGGGUACUGCAAUGACAUCAAGGCUUGGACAUUUCGGGUGCAACCAAAGGACAAUCUGGAGGGUUCAGAUCCUUGUGACUGGAUUGCCAGAUCUUCCGAAACAGACACCUAUGAUAUCACAGAGACCGGGAGAAUCCAGUGGUUUGUCCGUGAUGAAACAAAUCGCGAAGUGGUGCUGGAACCACUCAGCGUCUUCUGCUUUGACUGUGCCAAUGAGGAUGCAGAAGGAACUGAUGACUGUGGUGGGAAAGGAUCAUGCAGCAAUGCUGUCUGUGACUGUGAGGAUGGUUGGUAUGGGCUCCGUUGUGAGUUUGUCAGCCCCUGCCCGUGGAUCACCAUUGAUGCUAGAAAAGAAAAGUUUGCCAGUACCAGGGAUUGGGCAAGCAAUUACCAAUUCAUUGAAUUGGGUGACAGCACUCUGGUUGAAGCAUACCAUCGACCAGUGUACAUCCAUGAGUAUGAGAGUGGCGAAUAUGAUGUUGUCAUGUUCACGGGUGGGCGUUGGGCUUUGACUUCUUCUGUUUUCUUAUCCCAUACUGGAAGGAUCCCUUCCGAUGGUCUUUCUGAAGGCCAGGAUGAUGUUGGCGAUGACAUUGGAAACUUCUUCAAGUACUCCUUUCAUGGAUUCAAGGGGUUCUCCACCAACUUUUCUGUUGCUUUUCUCAGUGACUACAUGGAGAUUGGGACAGAGCGUGACUCUAGUUCUCCUGUUGGCUUAUCUUGGUAUGACAUAGCCAAAGAGGCUACAGCUGAAGAUGAGAACCAGGGAACGGGCAGCUUGGUUGAUGCAGAGUUUCUCUGCCACGUUUGUGAUUCAGAUUCAAACCCAUGUCUGUAUGAUGGAAAGUGCAAUAAUGGGACAUGUGAAUGCAAUCUUGACUCGUUUGGGAGUCUUUGUGAAGACCCUCCAGGUAUGCACAUGCACAUGGAUCAUCCAAGAAUUGUUUUGCUCAGUUCAUCCUCAUACAAAUAUCUUUUGUCUUCCAUGCAUGCAGUCAACAAUGGUCACUGUGACCCCUUUUUCAACACACCCAAGUUCAAUUUGGAUGGCGGGGAUUGCUGUGAAUCUACGUGUGUGAGCACAUCCCAAUAUGUUUGUGGAGCUGAAGAAGAUGGCUAUGUCAGCACUGGGUACUUUUACUGUGAGCAACCAAAAGGCGAGUGGCAGCAGGACAGUGAGUUCAAUGGAGACACAGGCGCCUCUUCUGGGUUUGCAAUGGAUCUUUCAAGGGGGGCAAUGGCUGUUACUGUUACAGCACUCAGCGUGAGUAUAUACGACAAAGUUGGAUCCUCCUGGGUGCUCAGAGACACCCUUAUUGGACCUGCUACAUCUGAUGUGUUUGGGUGGAAUGUAGCCCUCUCUUCUGGGCUGUUUCAUGUUGCCAGCAAUCCAAGCUUCAGACCACCCCUCACUGUUGUUGUUCAGGACUUCAUUGAAACAAUUUAUAUCUACAAGUGCUUUCUUAGUGGCUGCACUCAAACCCAACAGAUUCCAUUGGUCUCUGCCUUUGAUCUGUCGGAUGAUGGGACUGUUCUCGCAACGUCUUUGCGUGCUGCUGCUAAUCAGGCACCCAAAGUGAUUCAAGUCUAUGAGGCCCAAGAGAGAAUAUUUGAGUUCCGUGCAAAUGUAACUAUUGCAAGAAAUGGUAACCUGGAUGAUGUCUAUUCCUUGUCCUUGAGUGAAGAUGGCAGCAAACUGGCUGUACAGUCACAGGCGUCAGUGUUUGACUCUAAGACCAACUCUGGUUUGGUAACAGAUGAGUACAUUGUUCUCAUGGCCUGGGAUGAGUUGACUGGUGAAUAUGUUCAGGAGAUUGAGUUUCGGUUUGAGUCUGAUGAGAAAACCAUGGACCACCCCUUGUCAUUGGCGUUGAACCAAGAUGGCACUGUUCUUGCAUAUGGCUUCCCGAAGUGUCAAGGCACUCAGCUUCAUAUUUUUAAUCAUAAUGAUGCGGGUGUUUGGGUACCACAGAGGACUCCAGAGAUGAACAACACUGGCUGCAUUGAAAGUUCCCUUCCCAUUAGCAACAAUGCCUUGGCAGUAUCUGGUGAUGGAUCCAUGAUUGCGUUUAGGGUGGGUGACAAGGUCAGAGUUUACAGCUGGGAAGCUGAAUUUUGGCAUGCUCUAGGAGAUGAGUUCCCAUUCUCGCAGUAUGCAGUUGCAAUGUCUCCUGAUGGCACUGAAAUUGCGAUUGGCUCCCCUGGGGAAGGCAUCGGUGGAGUCACAUCGGUCUACUUGCUGCCAGGAAGAAAGGAGUGCCCCACUGGCAUGUCACUCCUGCGCCUUUCACUGACCCUUGGUUCUACACCUAACCUGUUGGGGUGGAACCUUGUGAACAACAGCACUGGGGAGAUCCUGUUUGAGCAAAACUCAAACCCACGAGAAUACCCAGACGGGUAUAAUUAUGCAACAAUUGUGGAGGAGACUUGUGUUCCAGCUGAUUCUUGCUAUGUCUUCACAAUUCACAGCAUGUUCGGUCGCGGCUUGUCCGCCCCUGGACAGUAUGCAAUUUUUAUGGAUGGAGAGAACGUUUCUCAGGGAACCUUUAAUGGUCUUUUUGCAAGAGAGCAGUUUGGAAGCUGUGCCUCUUGCCCCACUGGUACAGAGCGGUUUGGCAUGAUGAUGUUGACUUGUGGACCCAUGGAGUUGGUGUUGUUGAAGUUGAUUGAUCAAGGAGAAAAUGGUGUUGUUCUCCAUUCAGAUGAUACAUUUGACGGGAAUUAUGAUGAUACUGUUUACGAGACCUGCGGUGAACAUUUUCCACUCUUCCACUGUACAGAGUAUAUACCAGUUUCUCAUGGUGCAUGCCUGGACCCCACCGAGUGUUAUGGGGUGCAUGUCCGUUCCCCAAGAAAGUACACUGCAGACCUUGAGCUGGUGUUUGGGGAGCAGCGAGUCAAUGCAGACUACGAGGAAGUGUGCGAUGGGCAGACAUUUUUUGUGGGCAACAAGGACAAGUGCAACCAAAAAGCCGACUGGCAGAACCAACAGGCACCAGGUCAGAAUGUAUCCCAGACACCCUAG